Messenger RNA from Ostrea edulis (European flat oyster), 984 nucleotides. RefSeq names its product 3'-5' ssDNA/RNA exonuclease TatD-like. Gene Ontology annotation, molecular function: hydrolase activity, acting on ester bonds. Lineage: Eukaryota; Metazoa; Mollusca; Bivalvia; Ostreida; Ostreidae. The transcript has 2 exons. The record is from RefSeq and is a predicted model, not a curated record.
AUGGCAUUCUACAGCGCUCAUUACAGUGACAGCCAACCAUGCUCGUACAUAAUUUCCCCUCUAAAGCACAUAGUGUGUGUACUCCAUUGACAGGUCAUAUCCACUAUUCUCAAGGGUCAGACCCCGGAGCGUCAGAAAAUGUUCAAGAACCAUCAAUGUAGGCUCCUAACCACAGGGAUGACUGUAGAUAAGCCAAUCAUUUUUGAAGAGCCGGUAUCACUAGUGGACAGUCACUUCCAUCUGGACAAAGUUCUCCAACGUUCCAGCUAUCUCAACUGGCCUCAUCUGCAAGAUGCCCUUCAGGGCAGAGGUUAUGUGAACUUGGCAAUUGCCAACUAUGUUUCCUUUGGCAUCCACCCUCACUCUGUAUGUGAUGCCCACCCUGACAUCCUGACAAGGCUCUCUGAAUUGGCUAGCUUGCCACAGUGCUGCGCUAUUGGUGAAAUUGGCAUAGAUCUAACAUCGCAGUGCAGCUGUAAUCCAUGCCAUAACCCUCAGGACUGCCAGCGUGAGCGCCUCAGGAAACAGUUGGACUUCCUUGCAGAAAUGCUUCUGAUGGCUCGUGACUUGGGCAAGCCCGUCAUACUACACUGUCGAGACAAUGGCACGGGUGAAGCAGCAGUGCACACACUCGCUACCAUACACAUGGUGGAUAUGUCGGAUCAUGUCUUUCAUAGACACUGCUUCAUUGGCGAGUUAGAGGAGCUGCGGCAGUGGCAGAGGGAAUUGACCCAUGUCAAGUUUGGGGUCACAAUGAAAUCCGUGCAGGACCCGAGGAUGGUAGCGUUAAUACCGCCGGAGCAGCUUUUGCUUGAGACAGAUGCCCCCUAUCUUCCUCCUGCUCCUGGAUGCCGCCUCAAUCAUCCUUGGAAUAUUCUCUCCUUGGCCAAGCAAGUAUCCUUUAUAAGGAAUAUGCCGGCAUCCCUUCUGUUGAAGAUAGCCAACACUAAUGCCAUGGAGAUAUAUAGUCAUCGAGUCCACUAA